Messenger RNA from Cercospora beticola, 1017 nucleotides. Its product is annotated as YwbE family protein. Lineage: Eukaryota; Fungi; Ascomycota; Dothideomycetes; Mycosphaerellales; Mycosphaerellaceae. The record is from RefSeq and is a predicted model, not a curated record.
ACGCGAGCCUUUCCAGCUUUCGAACGACCUUCUUCACCUUGCGCAUCCACUGUCCAGGUCAAGCGCACCACCAGCAUGCAACGCCCGCGCAACCGCCAGCCUCGCGCUGCACACGACAACGCUCGACGCGGUGAUCGCGGUGGCGGAGGCAGGCGAGGUGGACGAGGUGGGCGAGAUGUGCACCGCGGCCCUGAAUACCACCCUGUGCCUUCGAUUCAACAGGUCGUGCCCGGUGCUGCCGUAUCAAUAGUGCUGAAAGCAGAUCAGCCCACUGGCCGAGAGGUUCAAGGCAUCGUUCAAGACGUGUUGACUCGCGGCGAUCACCCACGGGGCGUCAAGGUACGUCUGACCGAUGGCAGGGUGGGCCGUGUGCAGCGCAUGUCGGCAUCAGUGCCACCGACAACGACAACAAUAACGACGACGUCCACUACGAGCGGUGGCUUCAAGCAUGUGGCUGACGUACGGUACGACGACGGCUACAUCGAUUCUGCUGCUGGACCACCGCCCAGGACCCUCGCAGACUUCCUACCAAAUUUUGACGAGCCGCAAAGUGCCACUGGGCAGCGAACAGAGCCAUCACUCAGCAGCGUGAACGCCACGUGCCCGGUCUGCGGGGUCUUCGAAGGCGACGAGGUCGCUGUAAGCCGCCAUGUCGAGAGUCAUUUCACCGAUGCGCCUUGUGGUUGACUCGAAGCUCCUACAUGUCCUGACUUGAGAAGUCCAAGCCUCCCUUGCGGGGCGCUCUCCUUAUACUGCUUGCUACUCCAUUGCAAAUGUUUGAAAGCAUGUGGUCACCUGCCUGUGAUUUGGACCAUGAUCACAGCUCUAAAUGAAGCCCGGCUACCUAGAACAUUGCGAACGUUGCGCAUCAUGCGCUGUAUGGUCGUCUCCAGAUCGCUUGGUACUGCUUGAACAAUCUGUUUCACGCACGGGUUUAGAUGAUGCAACAAGUCCGCGAGGCAUAGGAACUUCCAACAGAGCAUGGCAGAUUGGCCAGAAUCGUGAUUGCGCUCUCCA